AGCAUGGAUCCCGAGGAUGAGUAUGAUGUGGAAUCUGACCUGUCCGACUCAGACAACGGUUCAGACUACGACUCAGACUACGACUCAGAUGAUGGCUCCAUGGACGACUCCAUGGACGAUGCCGUGAUACUAUCCGUCAACCUGACGUUCCCUAUCCCCGGCCCCUAUGCUACGCCAUGGUUCUAUUCCGAUAGAAGCCCAUGGUCCCAGCAUCUGGUACAACAUGGCGAGUUCACCAUCACCGACGCGGCGCUCCUGGCAUUCACCGUAGACGUCGCCAUGAAGAUCUACAUUGUCGACGACAUUAACUUCCCCGUCUCCGAUAUCGCCAAUGAGUCUAGCCUGGUAUGGGUUAUCCUCGAAAGAGUAGCCCAGUCCAUGUAUGCGCGCAUCCGCAGCUACGGGUGGGCCAAACGCCGCGUCGUGGCAACCGUAGAACAUUUUUACAUCGACGUAACCCGGGAUCUCUUCAAGAUGCGCGAGCGCUAUACGAUUGCGUUCCUGCAGUGUAUUCAAGAUCCACAAGUCAAAACCUCCAUUGCCACCGAGAUUGUAGUGCAUAACUCUUUCGCAGACUGCAACAGAGCGGUCAGAUUGGUUUUCCGUUGGGUGUACGGAGAGUGGCCCGAGUCAGUCUUGCAGAAGAAGACGGCCGGGUCCAAGCAAGAGUCUUCUUCGCGCCCGACGAUGACCAUACGCCAGUGGGUAUUCCAUCAGAACUAGACAGCACCAAAACACUUGGUCUUACAAGAUGAGGUGAGUCUUAAAGAGCGAGGGCUAGGAAAUACCGUUCUUACCCCGCUCUACGCCCAGGACAUUCGGACGCUGCAAUGUCACCAUGGUUCGCUAUCGCACAUUACGAAAUCUCAAAACAAC
Exserohilum turcica Et28A is the source of this 876-nucleotide messenger RNA. RefSeq lists its product as uncharacterized. Bases 4 to 723 code for a protein of 239 amino acids. The record is from RefSeq and is a predicted model, not a curated record. The transcript has a single exon. Lineage: Eukaryota; Fungi; Ascomycota; Dothideomycetes; Pleosporales; Pleosporaceae.